Molecule: messenger RNA, 1725 nt
Organism: Branchiostoma belcheri (Belcher's lancelet)
Lineage: Eukaryota; Metazoa; Chordata; Leptocardii; Amphioxiformes; Branchiostomatidae
Product: F-box/LRR-repeat protein 2-like
Exons: 13
Coding region: 111-1610 (499 amino acids)
Biological process (GO): SCF-dependent proteasomal ubiquitin-dependent protein catabolic process
Cellular component (GO): SCF ubiquitin ligase complex
Source: RefSeq, a predicted model, not a curated record
UUCCGGUUUCUGUCAGGCACAGAAAUAGCAACGUUACAUUUCUCGGGCGGAAUCUUACAGUUUUAAGUUAGCCUUCCUAAGACAAGAAUUUUCACAGAUUGACUGUGAAGAUGGUACGGAGUCUGAAAGAGUCAUGUCUGAGCUGUCUGGCCUGCAACCUACACUCCAUCAACAGGGUGGGGCAUUACCUAGCUACUAGACACAAGGAACUUCUCCUAGAAUGGCUGGUGUAUCAUGACAGACUGACACCUGAAUACCUGCCACACAUCACCUAUCACCUGUUCUCCUCUGGGCUCAGGACAGUCAACUUCUACAAGUGUCAGCAGGUAACUGAUGCAGUACUAACACAGUUAGGUGACUGUGGCUGUAAACUAAGGUCUAUCACCAUACAUGGGUGCUCAGACAUUACAGAUGCAGGAAUGGUGGCCUUGUUGCAGCACCAGGAUGAGUUGGAGGUCCUGGAGCUGAGGAAACUGCCUCACCUGGUCACAGACUGGGCGCAGGCCGUCAUGUCACCUGUGUUAGAACACCUGGAUCUCAAUAGCUGUACUAGUGUAGAGGCACCUGCUGUGUGCAGAGUGGUGUCCUCCAACCCCACCAUGAGGACCGUGAUCCUGGCCCACUGUCAUCGGCUGGGGGAGAACAUCAACACCCUGGUGCAGCGGGUAGCACAGGCUCUCAAUAACAACAUGCUGCUGGUGUCCUGUCUGCAGCUGCAGAAACUGGACCUGUCCUACUGCUACAAGGUGACCAGUCAGACGGCUCCACACAUCCUGUUCCACCUGCCUGAGAGACUACAAUUCCUGUCCCUGUGUGGUGUACAGCUGCCCUACCCACAGACCCUGGAAGGACUGACCAAGCUGAGGAGACUGGAGGAGCUGGUGUUGUGUGGGAUCACUACCCUCACAGUGGAGGUCAUGGAUAUGCUCCUGCCCAAGUUAGGAGGUAGCCUGGUGCACCUGGACCUGAGCGGGUGUACGGCAGUGGACGAUGUUCUCCUGAGAUCUGUGUCUGCUCACUGUGUCAGCCUGCAGAGACUGGUGCUCUCUUUCUGUACACAGGUCACAGGUGUCACCCUGCUGCCCAUAUUUGAAGACCCAGAGAGAGCACAGAACAUCACAUGUCUCAUCUUCACUGCUUGUGUAGCUAUGUCUAUGGAGGUACUACAGGUGAUAGCAUCCAAAUGUGUCAACCUUGAGAGAUUCCAUGUUGCUGGGCUGGCUGACGUCAGGGACGACCUUCUCCUGACCUUGGCCAGUAACUGCCCCAAGCUCUCCAACGUGACUUUUAAAAGCUGUAAUCAGCUGACGGACGCGUCGGUGUGCGAGCUGUCCCGUUGCUGUCCGCUGAGGGAGGUUGUGCUGUCCGGGGUGCGCAGCCUGACUGACAGGAGCAUCCUGAGCCUGGCCAACAGCUGUCAGCACCUGGACUGUGUGUACGUGUCCGGCUGUACCCAGGUGACCACUGCAGCUCUCAGGUACCUCCAGGACUGUUGCGUGAAGAGAGUCCACAUAGAACACAAGACCCCCAACAUGGACCCCAACCAGCUCAUGGCAAAGAACCUGGACACUGGGGAGUACCUCCGGGUGGACCAGAUGGCUGUCAGCUGAAGUGGACAGAAGAUGACCACUAUGUCACUGGAUUUUGACUAUUCUCCACCAGACUCUAUUUGCUGGCUCAGAAAAUAGUAGAAAUCAGCCUAAAAAGAAUGUAGCUGGCCAGGGG